AUGGCGCCGCGCCAGAAGAUCCGAUUGAAGCUGACGCGCAGUUCCAAAUCCACAGAGAGCACGCCCAAAGGGUUUGCCGAUGUCGAAGACGAGGCCAUGCCCGAUGUCGAAGACGAGGCCAUGCCCGAUGCCGGGGUCGCCGCCGACGAGCAGCAGCCGGUCCCUGAUCCGGACGACGACGACGAUGGAGACCACCAGCCCAAGGAGGAGUCGGGCGACGAGGACGAAGAUGCUGGCGACAAGGAAGACGAGGAGUCGGCCAAGGAACCUACGCCGCCGCCCCAGCCCGUCGUGAGACGCAAGCGCCUCGGCCGCCCGCCCAAGAACCGCCCGCCGGACUGGGAUAACAUGGUGACGGUACCCGAGCGGGAUGCCGACACUCCGCGACGCCGUGGCCGCGGUGGAUGGCGAGGACGCGGCGGUCGCAAGGGCGGCCCCUCGGCUCCCAAGGCUGAACAGAUCAUCGACGCCGACGGCACCGUCGCUGAGAUCGCCGAAGACGAGUGCGUCCUCCCUGAAGACGCCGAGGGCGAGACCAAGGUGGACAAGGAGGGCAACCUCCAGGGCGGCCGCGAGUACCGCUGCCGCACCUUUACGGUGUUGGGCCGCGAGAACCGACUCUACAUGCUGUCCACGGAGCCUGCGCGAUGCGUCGGCUUCCGCGACAGUUACCUAUUCUUCACCAAGCACCGCAAGCUUUACAAGAUCAUUGUGGACGACGACGAGAAGAGGGACAUGAUUGAGCGGGAAAUCAUCCCUCACUCCUACAAGGGCCGUUCGAUAGGUAUCGUCACUGCCCGGUCCGUUUUCCGCGAGUUCGGCGCCCGCAUCGUCGUCGGCGGCAAGCGCAUAUUCGACGACUACGGCGUCACCCAGGCCCGCGCGGACGGCGUCGUGGAAGGCCAGCUCGCCGACCCCGAAGACCGCUUCGUCGAGGGACAGCCCUACAACAAGAACCAGUACGUGGCGUGGCACGGCGCCAGUGCCGUUUAUCACACCAAUGUGCCUUCAGUGCCGGUCCCGAACGGCAAGGUCGAGUCCAAGAAGCGCAAGGUCAACGUCAAUGAUGUCAACUGGAUGCUAGAGCAUGCCCGAGAGGCAAGCACCUUCAACGCCAGCAUCAAUGCCAUAAGGAAGCUCAACAAUGCGGGCGUCUAUGACAUCCACACCAACGUGAUGCAGUACCCGGUGACGAUGCAGCCCACGCGAGCCCGCUUCGAGCAGGUCACAUCCGGAGACGAUGGAGGUGCCGAGGGCACUGCCGUAUUCCCCCCGAUCCCGCCCAAGAUGGCUCGCAACUUCUACGUUGCCGACACGUACUUUGCGACGCCGGCAGCUGGAGUCAUCUCGGCGGCGGACAACCAGGCCGAGUCAGCAGACUUCCUGGCGUCGUUCAGCGGGCUGUCGGCCGUACCCGACGACAUCAAGGACCUAUUGCCACCCGAGUGCCGCAAGGCGUUUGACCAGGCCGUCGACAAGCAGACGACAUGGCGAUCACAAUGGGGUCUCGAGAGCGAGCACAUGUCCCGUCGCCAACCCAUCAUCGACAAGGCAAUUGUGCCGUACAGCAUGACAUGA
Messenger RNA from Ilyonectria robusta, 1578 nucleotides. RefSeq names its product chromatin remodelling complex Rsc7/Swp82 subunit-domain-containing protein. The transcript is spliced from 2 exons. NCBI's taxonomy places the organism in Eukaryota, Fungi, Ascomycota, Sordariomycetes, Hypocreales, Nectriaceae. Gene Ontology annotation, molecular function: chromatin DNA binding. The record is from RefSeq and is a predicted model, not a curated record. Bases 1 to 1578 code for a protein of 525 amino acids. Gene Ontology annotation, cellular component: nucleus.